UUGAGUAAUCGAAAGCUUAUUUCUCUCUUUGUUCUUUCUCAUCUCCUGUGUGUAUAUUUCUUCCUCGAUUUGUAAUAUGUUAAAAAAUUGAUUUCCUUUCCAGUUCCUUCUUCCUGGUUAUUCUCAACAGCCAAACGGUUACUUGAGCUGAAAAUGGCGGACUCGGAAACGAGCGAUCAGCUCUCUGUCUUCUUACAGUCAGGAAUUUACCGUUUCGAAAGCUCAAAUGCCAUAUUCAUAGAUCCGGUUCGAGUCAUCAACCGUUCUUACACUCGAUUUAGGGUUUCACCUUCAGCGUACUACUCUCGCUUCUUCAAUUCCGGAAACGCCAACGAAGAGCCUAGGGUUUCCUCAAAAUCAAGAAAACGAAAACGAAAAGAGAAAAAGCCUCGCACUCUCAACGAAAGAGAAGAACUCGCUGAUCAGCGCCAUCAGAAGGCGAGGCCUUGUUUGUUGAAGGCUCAUGAAUCAUUACUUGGAGCUACUGAUCUUUUGGUGAUGAUGCAAAAAUUGAGUGAUGGAUGUUCUUUCUCGGAGCAUACAGACUCCUGUUUGCCAAGUGCUGAACAGUCUUUUGUUGAGCUUGAAAGUGUUUGGCAGGCCUCUUUGUAUGAGAUAACCCUUAAUUUUAAUCAAGCCACACAAAAUGGAGGUUCCUCGCUUGUUCAAUACGGUGAACAAAGGGUGAUCCCUGUAUUUAAUAACUUAGUUGCUAAUGAGACAAGUAAUGAUGUGGAGGCUGAUUUCCUGAACAGCAAAUAUAUAAUACCUAGAAAGAGUUGUUUCUACAUGUCUGAUCUGAGGCAGAUUCACAACCUGAUUCCUGCUGAAUCUGAUUGCGGCUUCAAUCUUAUAGUGCUUGAUCCACCAUGGGAAAAUAGCUCUGCUCAUCAGAAAUUGAAGUACCUAACUUUGCCUAACCGAUACUUCUUGUCUCUUCCCAUUAUGCAACUUACUCAUACAGAAGGAGCAUUGGUAGCCUUAUGGGUGACCAACAGGGAGAAGCUGCGGAGUUUUAUUGACAAAGAACUAUUUCCUACAUGGGGAGUCAAAUAUAUGGCUACUCUUUACUGGUUAAAGGUGAAAGCAGAUGGCUCACUGAUAAGUGAAUUGGAUCUCUUUCAUCAUCGGCCAUAUGAAUGCCUCCUCCUGGGUUACUGUCAUAGGGCUGUGGAUUCUGAAUGCUUGUCAAUAUUCAAACCUAUUCCAGACAAUCAGAUCUUCAUCAGUGUUCCUGGGGAUUACUCUAGGAAGCCCCCAGUUGGAGAGUUGCUACAGGAAUAUGUGCCAGGAGUUAAGCCUGCUCGAUGCAUUGAACUAUUUGCUAGAGAAAUGAUGGGUGGAUGGACUUCUUGGGGGAAUGAACCCCUUCACUUUCAAGAGGCAAGGUAUUUCUUUUAAGUAAGAGGACAGAAGAAUAAUGCUUCUGGAAGAAACCUCUUUGCUUAAUGACCUGGACCCCAGUAUUCUUCUGUAAGUUGUUACCUCAUACAGAUUGCAUUUUCUGCCCGUUGAAAUUUUGGUUGAUAAACUAGUGAAAUGCAUUUGGUUGUAUCAUUACUUUAGAAUUCUAGUUCAAACAUUUGGUGCAAUCUCAGCAAAAGCGAAAAUGGUAUUGUGAAUGCCAGAAUCUCUCUCCUCGCCAUGCUGUCUUUGGUUGUGUUCCUCCACUUUCUAAAUUUGCUUUCUUGCAUUUACUGAAAGCAGCUUUCCUGCCCAGGAGUGGAAGAUACAUAAGCUUUGCAGGUGACAGGUGGCUUAAACAAUGAUUCAAUACCAAUUGCUCAAAUUUCUUCUUCUUUUUUUUUUUUUUCUGAAAAUUCUUAUUUUAGGAAAAUUUGGAAUUCCAAGUGAACCUGAUAUUAGUACAGUAUCUAGGCCAUUGAGAAUGUAUAUGUUUCAUGUGACAUGUAUCUGUCAAUGAUAGUAAUGUGCAGAUUGCAAAUUUUGAUU
Cornus florida is the source of this 1953-nucleotide messenger RNA. Its product is annotated as methyltransferase-like protein 2. The transcript is spliced from 9 exons. Bases 154 to 1401 code for a protein of 415 amino acids. The record is from RefSeq and is a predicted model, not a curated record. Gene Ontology annotation, cellular component: nucleus; RNA N6-methyladenosine methyltransferase complex. Lineage: Eukaryota; Viridiplantae; Streptophyta; Magnoliopsida; Cornales; Cornaceae. Gene Ontology annotation, molecular function: nucleic acid binding; methyltransferase activity.